AUGGCUUCAGAUGCCUCUUGGGGGAUAAUGAUGAUUUGGAGUUUCAUUGUCAACUUGACUUCUGAGAAUAGCUAUGCACCCGGGUAUUCACAUGCACCAGCUGAUUUGAGCUCCUUCUUCACAUGCAAGCCGAGCUGUGGGCUCUCGCUUCAUUCCGCCCCCUUCCCCAGACUCUCUCGUGAUGCUCAAAUUCUCAAACCCCAGACUAGACAGGUCACCCCGGAUGGAGGCGUCGGUAGUGGACGGAUGAUUAGUGGACUUGAUCCCCAGAUUCAGGAUCAAAGCCGAAGCCAUCAGGAAGAGGCUCUAGCUGUCAACGGCAAGAUACUGGGGGGAUCAGCAACGACCAAAGCCAAGCGUUGA
Messenger RNA from Fusarium proliferatum ET1, 363 nucleotides. RefSeq lists its product as uncharacterized. The transcript has 3 exons. NCBI's taxonomy places the organism in Eukaryota, Fungi, Ascomycota, Sordariomycetes, Hypocreales, Nectriaceae. Bases 1 to 363 code for a protein of 120 amino acids. The record is from RefSeq and is a predicted model, not a curated record.